GAAGGUCAUCGCGAUCAUGAACGUCUCCGUCUCCUAUCCUAUACAAAUGCAGAUAUUUUUCUCGUCUGCUAUUCUGUAGAUAAUCCAGAUUCCCUUAAGGAUGUCAAAGAAAGGUGGUUUCCAGAAAUAAAUCGCCAUUGUCCGGGAAUUCCAUUUUUGAUCGUUGGAACUAAGAUUGAUUUGCGAAAUGAUUCUAUAAUAGUUGAGAAGUUAUUACGUCAAAAUAAAAGUCCUAUAACAGUAGAGCAGGGCGAAAUGCUCGCUCAAGAAUUGAAAGCGGUUAAGUAUGUUGAGUGCUCUGCUUUAUCACUAAAAGGGAUAGACACCGUCUUCUACGAAGCGGUUUGUGCAGUUUUAGGACAGUGA
Messenger RNA from Acaulospora colombiana, 366 nucleotides. The record is from the annotation of a GenBank genome assembly. NCBI's taxonomy places the organism in Eukaryota, Fungi, Glomeromycota, Glomeromycetes, Diversisporales, Acaulosporaceae.